GUUUUUUUUAGGAAGAGAAGUGAGCAGUUUUGUGUUUGUAUUUUUCUCUGCUAAGAUCGCUCAACAGCUCCCCCAGCUUUAUUUAGUUUCUUCUUCUUCAUCAUCACAUAAUCAACAUUUUGGGCGAAUAAGCAAAGUCCUAAGUUGUGUUUCUCAAUGGAUGCAUAAUCUUCAAAGUCAACAGCUAAAAACCCAACAAGGUAAUCUGUCUCCUGAUCUGAAAUUGUCCUUGAAGAAGAAGAAAGAGAAAACUUUGAUACUCCAAUCAUCAAGUGCAGUUGAUCACUGAUAAGAUCUGGCGGAACUUCAGUUUCAGAUGAGGUAAACUUCUUUUCGAGUAAAGCUUUUGAUCUGUAUUCAGAUGGGAACGAUGGCAGAAUUAGGAAGCAUGGGAAAGUUUGUUGGAGAAGAGCAGCAAUCUAAGCAGUUGGUCAUAUAUAGACAAUCAGCAGAAGAAUGGCUCUCCCACGUCCAUUCUCUCAUACCAUCAGUCCUCCAAAAAUCCAAAACGGUUCCAAAUUUCAGUGGAAGAUGGAAGACAAUCAUCUCAAAGAUCCGACAGAUCCCAGGCUGUUUAUCUGACCUCUCAAGCCACCCUUGUUUCUCCAAGAACAAGCUCUGCAACGAGCAGUUGCAGUCCGUGGCUAAAACACUCAACGAAGCCAUGGAGCUCGCCGAGUUGUGUUUAACUGAAAACUACGAAGGGAAGCUCCGUAUGCAGAGCAAUCUCGAUGCCUUGUCUGGCAAACUGGAUUUGAAUCUAAGAGACUGUAUGGUUCUGAUCAAGACCGGAGUUCUAGGUGAAGCAACGUUGCCUCUAUACAUCUCAAGCUCAUCAGAAACACCCAAAAUUUCAAGCCUAAAGGAACUUCUAGCGAGGCUUCAGAUAGGCCACUCGGAAUCAAAACAGAACGCACUAGAAAACCUGAUCCGUGUGAUGCAAGAAGAUGAAAAGAUGGUGAUGCCUUUGAUGGGAAGAGCCAACGUGGCAGCUUUGGUUCAGUUACUAACCGGAGCAACAAGAAUAAGAGAAAAAGCGGUGACUCUGAUCAGUGUACUAGCGGAAUCAGGACACUGCGACGAGUGGCUCGUCUCCGAAGGUGUGUUGCCUCCUCUGGUUCGGCUUAUCGAAUCAGGAAGCCUCGAAGCCAAAGAGAAAGCUGCGAUCGCCAUCCAGAGACUGUCCAUAACAGAGGAAAACGCGCGGGAAAUCGCAGGACAAGGAGGAAUCACGCCGCUGAUGGAGCUCUGCAAGACGGGGGAUUCAGUGUCGCAAGCUGCUAGUGCAGCUGCGCUGAAGAACAUAUCGGGAGUUGCGGAGCUGAGAGAGUUACUAGCGGAGGAAGGGAUGGUGGGAGUGUCGAUACAUCUUCUAAACAACGGGAUACUGUUGGGAUCGAGAGAACACAUGGCUCAGUGUUUGCAGAAUCUCACUGCAUCCACCGAAGCUCUACGCGAAGCCAUCGUUUCGGAAGGCGGAGUCAAGAGCCUCUUGGCUUAUAUCGACGGUCCUCUUCCGCAAGAACCGGCGGUUACGGCUCUGAGGAAUCUAAUCCCGUCGGUAGACACAGAGACGUGGAUGGCUCUCAACUUGCUUCCACGAUUAGCGCACGUGCUAAGUUCAGGAUCGUUAGGCGCGCAACAAGCAGCGGCAUCGGCGGUCUGUCGUUUCUGUAGCUCACCGGAGACGAAGAGGCUAGUGGGAGAGUCAGGGUGUGUUCCGGUGAUGGUUAAGCUUCUGGAGUCCAAAUCAAACGGAUGUAGAGAAGCGGCAGCUCAAGCAAUAGCAGGAUUGGUGACGGAGGGGAGAAUAAGACGGGAGUUGAGGAGAGACGGGAAGAGCGUGACGAAUCUGGUGAUGCUGCUGGAUUCGAACCCUGGAAACACGGCCAAGAAGUACGCUGUGGCGGCGCUUACGGAAUUGGCGGGAAGCGAGAAGAGUAAGAGAGUGAUGGUUUCGUACGGAGCUAUCGGCUAUCUGAAGAAGCUUUCGGAAAUGGAAGUGAUGGGAGCCGAUAAACUUCUCGAGAAGCUUGAGAGAGGAAAGCUCAGAAGCUUCUUUCACCGGCGGUAA
This is a messenger RNA of Eruca vesicaria subsp. sativa (arugula), 2074 nucleotides long. The record is from the annotation of a GenBank genome assembly. NCBI's taxonomy places the organism in Eukaryota, Viridiplantae, Streptophyta, Magnoliopsida, Brassicales, Brassicaceae.